Alternaria ethzedia is the source of this 1164-nucleotide messenger RNA. RefSeq lists its product as uncharacterized. Gene Ontology annotation, molecular function: dioxygenase activity. Bases 1 to 1164 code for a protein of 387 amino acids. NCBI's taxonomy places the organism in Eukaryota, Fungi, Ascomycota, Dothideomycetes, Pleosporales, Pleosporaceae. The record is from RefSeq and is a predicted model, not a curated record. The transcript is spliced from 2 exons.
AUGUCGACUACCACUAUCGAGACGGAGACGUACGCGGAUACAUGGGUCCACUACCACGAUGGUGGUGUUCCUGGUCGAAGGCCGGUUCUCAAGGGCACCGCUGCUAAAGAGACGUUCACCGAACUGCCAAAAAUCGACUUCAGACGCAUAUACUCGGACAACCUGGAGGACAGGAAAGAGCUAGCCAGAGAAGUCGGCGCCGCAUGUCGAGACAUAGGCUUCUUCUACGCAGUGAACCACGGGGUAGACGAUGAUGUACUGGAAGACACUUUCGAUGCGUUGAAGGAGUACUUCGCGUUACCAACCGACGUCAAAAUGGAGACACACAACCAGAAGACGGAGAAGUUCAGGGGUUACGAAGCGUUCUUGGAAGGCAAACUCGACCCAAGUACACGAGGAGAUCUAAAAGAAGGCUUCCUAAUGGGCGAAGACUUCACCGACUCAGAACAACUCCCCCUCAUCUCCUCGCUUCCUCCCUCACCACAAACCCCGCGCAACCAAUGGCCCAGCCACCCGUCCGCCCUCUUCUGGCGCCCAGCCAUCUACCGCUACUACAAAUCCAUGUUCGAAUUCAGCAAACGCAUGCUCCACAUCUUUGCUCUCGCUCUCGACCUCCCCGAAGACUACUUCGACACCAUAACCACACACCCCAUGACCAACGUCCGCGCCGUCCACUACCCACCCCAAGAGCGUCAAAGCGACGUAGGAAUCGGUGCCCACACAGACUUUUGCUGGUUCACGCUCGUAUGCCAAUCCAAAACGGCGUACCCGGCUCUCGAAGUACUGAACGCGAACGGUAUCUGGGUCCCUGUCCAUCCCCAACCCAACACGUUCGUUGUCAAUAUUGCGGAUUUCCUCAAGUUGGUUACGGGCGGCUCGUGGCAGAGUACUGUGCAUAGAGUGAGGAAUAUCGGGGGCGAGGAGAGGUAUAGUAUGCCGUUCUUCUUUAGCCCGAAUGAAGAUGCAAAGGUUAGUGUUGUGCCGCAUUUGAGAGAGGAGGGGAAGCGGUACGAUGAGUUUGGUGUUGGGGAGUACUUUCAGAAGAGGCUGGAUAUUGAUCGGAGGACGCAUUUGAGUGAGGAUGAGAAGAAGGUAGAAGUGGAAGUGGAGGAGAAGCCGAAGAGGCCAGUGAGGGAGAGGAAGGACAGUGGUCUUGAAGGAUAG